AUGCUCGCAGGCCUCCUGUGCCGCGACAACGUCCACCUCGUCAUCGGCGCCGGCUCCCUCGCCGCCACCCGCUGCACCCAGUCCCUGGCCGCCGGCGCGCGACCGGUGCUCAUCGCGCCCGGCUGCGACGACGACUUGCACCACGCGCUGCGCGCCAGGAUCGACGAGGGCGCCGUGCGGUGGGAGAACAAGGCCUUUACAGACGACGACCUGUUCACCCUCGGAAGGCCCGACGUCGACGGCGUCGUCGAUGCCGUCUUCGUCACCAGGGGCCGCAACGGCCGCGGCCCUCACACGCAGGAAGCCGCCCGCAUCGCCGCCCUGUGUCGCCGCCACCGCGUGCCCGUCAACGUCGUCGACGCCCCCGCGCUGUGCACCUUCACCCUGCUCUCGGUCCACGCCGACGGGCCGCUGCAGGUGGGCGUCUCCACGAGCGGCAACGGCUGCAAGCUUGCGUCGCGCAUUCGCCGCGAGGUUGCCGCGUCGCUGCCGCGCGGCCUGGGCCUGGCGUGCGCGCGCCUGGGCGAGGUGCGCAGGCGCGUCUACGGCCUUGACGAUGAUGAUGGCGGUGGUGGUGGUGGUGGUGGUGGUGAUGGUGGUGGUGGCGGCCAGCUCGACGACUCGCUUGGCCAGAGGAUGCGCUGGCUAGGCCAGGUCUGCGAGUACUGGCCCCUCAAGAAACUUGCCACCAUUGCCGACGACGACGUCGACCGCCUCCUCGCCACCUGUCCAGGCUUCACCGACGCCGACGACGACAACGACCCCACCAACCCCCCCAGAACCGGCAAACUCAUCCUCGCCGGCAGCGGCCCCGGCCAUCCGUCGCUGCUGACCCGCGCCACCCUCGCCGCCAUGCAGCGCGCCGACGUCGUCCUGGCCGACAAGCUCGUCCCCUCGGCCGUGCUCGACCUGAUCCCGCGCCGCGUCCCCGUCCACAUCGCCCGCAAGUUCCCCGGCAACGCCGACCGCGCCCAGGACGAGCUGCUCGAGGCCGCCCUCGCCGGCGUGCGCGCCGGCCGCUGCGUCCUGCGCCUCAAGCAGGGCGACCCCUUUCUCUACGGCCGCGGCGGCGAGGAGCUGGCCUGGUUCCGCGAGAGGGGGCUCGCCCACCGCGUCGCCGUCCUGCCCGGCGUCACCAGCGCCCUGAGCGCGCCCUUGUUCGCCGGCAUCCCCGUUACCCAGCGCGACGUGGCCGACCAGGUCCUCGUCUGCACCGGCACCGGCAAGAAGGGGAAGCCACCCGCUCCCCCUGCCUACGUCGCCACUCGCACCGUCGUCUUCCUCAUGGCCCUGCACCGCAUCACCGGCCUUGUCGCCGAGCUCACCACCCACCUUGACCCGGAAACCCCCGACCUCGUCGUUCCCCAGGACAUCGCCGCCGACAAGGGGCGCGCCCUCUGGCCCCCGACCACCCCUUGCGCCGUCGUCGAGCGCGCCAGCUGUCCCGACCAGCGCGUCAUCCGCACCACCCUCGCCCACGUCGCCCAGGCCGUCGACGCAGAGGGCAGCCGCCCGCCCGGCCUGCUCGUCGUCGGCGCCGCCUGCGAGGUGCUGUACUCGCCACCAGACCGCGACGCACAAGACCCACGGCCUCCCUGGAUCGUUGAAGAAGGCUUCCGCGGGCUCGACGAUGUGGACGACAUGAACGCUAGCUUCGGCAUCGACCUCGACGACAAGCAUCACUCGCCUGUGCCCGAGGCAGCGGUGCGCGUCGGCGAAGCAUGA
Molecule: messenger RNA, 1725 nt
Organism: Hirsutella rhossiliensis
Lineage: Eukaryota; Fungi; Ascomycota; Sordariomycetes; Hypocreales; Ophiocordycipitaceae
Product: tetrapyrrole (Corrin/Porphyrin) methylases domain-containing protein
Exons: 2
Coding region: 1-1725 (574 amino acids)
Biological process (GO): siroheme biosynthetic process; sulfate assimilation
Molecular function (GO): uroporphyrin-III C-methyltransferase activity
Source: RefSeq, a predicted model, not a curated record